Messenger RNA from Orussus abietinus, 1073 nucleotides. It is a transcript of the gene Prpk, whose product is annotated as TP53-regulating kinase. Gene Ontology annotation, biological process: protein phosphorylation. The record is from RefSeq and is a predicted model, not a curated record. Gene Ontology annotation, cellular component: nucleus; cytosol; EKC/KEOPS complex. Gene Ontology annotation, molecular function: protein serine/threonine kinase activity; ATP binding. The transcript has 3 exons. NCBI's taxonomy places the organism in Eukaryota, Metazoa, Arthropoda, Insecta, Hymenoptera, Orussidae. Bases 216 to 929 code for a protein of 237 amino acids.
GCCGCCAUCGGCGGUUAUGUCGGGCGCUCCUAACCUAAAAGCCGCGAUCGUUCCGCGGGUGCAUUUUCAGGGCGAGGACGUGCCGGGCGAAUGCAAGCUACGCGGCAGCCGGCGUCCCUCGACGCGUCGGCCUCUCGUCUCUGUGAGUCGACGAUCGUCGGACGCUAAACCCAUCUUCCGAGAUCGAGAGUCGUCUAGCUGCGGCGUCCGGGGAAAUGGGGAUGCGUGACGGUUUCGAAUUGAUCGCACAGGGCGCGGAAGCCAGGCUGUAUAAAGGAAGUUAUUUGGGGAGGCAGGCACUCCUGAAGGAGAGAUUCGUCAAGAAGUACAGACACCCUGAUCUCGACAAGACUUUGACCAAAGAACGAAUCAAAGCCGAGGCACGCGCCAUAGUUCGCGCAAAGGCAGCAGGAGUGGUGACGCCAGCGAUAUUCCUGGUUGACUUCGAGAGGCGAUGUAUAUUUAUGGAGUACAUCGAAAACUCAGUGACACUCAAGAAUUACAUUGAGAAUUAUGUCACCGGGAAGGACAAUGUCAAUCACGUGACCAAAUCUAUUGGCCGGACCUUGGGAACCCUAAUAGCGAGGCUACAUUCCAAGAAUAUCAUCCAUGGAGAUCUUACCACUUCGAAUAUUUUAAUCAGAAAUCCGAGACACGAAGUCUCCUCUUCUGGAGAUCAAGAAACUUUGGGAGAGUUCGUCAUGGUGGAUUUUGGUUUGGCACGAGUCGAGUCGACCAUCGAAGACAAGGCCGUGGACUUGUAUGUUUUGGAACGGUCCUUGGUGAGUGCUCACUCCGAAAUACCUGAGUUAUUUCCUCUGAUUUUGAUGAACUACCAGAAAUUCUGCACAGAGAAGAGUAAGGCGGAAGUGAUCGCUAAGUACAAGGAAGUACAGGCACGUGGUCGUAAGCGAUUAAUGAUUGGCUGAUAGCUGGUUAAAAUUAUUUUUUUAAUCGAGACAGAGAAAUAUCUGCUAAGUACAAUUCGUGAAACACUAUUUGGAGCUGUUUGGAAAAUAUUUUUGAAACUAGAGAGUGGAGAUUUCUUAAAUAAAAUAAAAUAUUGCAAUAGA